AUGCUCGUAGCUUCUGAUUUCUUAGGCUAUAGAGAUGAUUGGCACCAUUCUGGUCUCCAAUCAGCUCCAUGGUCAGCUGGCAGAAACACUGGCUGCAUUCUCAGUUUCCCCUGAUGGCACGGGACUGCCCGAGAAGGCCGUGGAAGGCAGCGGGGGGAGGGCAAUCCUGCAGCUAAUUAGCCACUAUGAUUGCUUUUACAUGAAAGCUGAUUGCAUCAUCCUGGUAUAACCAUUCAAAGUCCAGUGAUAUACCAGUAUAUCGCUGAUCCUUGUUGGGUAUAUAUGCUAUGUUCUUUUUUUUCUUUUUGUAUGCAGCCUGUGGACUGAAUGA
Molecule: messenger RNA, 331 nt
Organism: Staurois parvus
Lineage: Eukaryota; Metazoa; Chordata; Amphibia; Anura; Ranidae
Source: the annotation of a GenBank genome assembly